AUGGGGAAGACCGAGCCGCCGUUUCUAUACGACCCGCCGUCUCUGUAUCCCAAGUCCGCACAGGCUGCCGACUUCAACCCCAAAGCUGUCACUCUGAACAGCUGGGCUCCUCGCCCGCAGAAGCCAAAGAAAGAUGGCCCCUUGGUCAAUUUCAACCAGCAUCCUGACUCGUACGCGGUCCUUCCAAGCGGGAGAAAACCAGUCACAAAUAUGAGCCCGAAUAUCAAGAAAUACGUCAAGUAUGCGCGGAUAUUCCAGCUUAUUCUACGAGUUUUAACCCUUAUUGGGGUGAUGGGAAUGCUGUUCUGCGUUAUCUGUAUCAACAAGACGACAACUCAGGUAGCAUGGAUUAUACGUGUGGGACCCGCUGUUUCAACGGUGAGCACGAUCUACGCGAUUUUCCACCUCUGCCGAUCUGCCACUUCCCGUACACCUGGUUCCACGGCUAGCUACAUGCUCUUCGCAGCCGUACUUGACGCAGGCCUGAUCCCAUUCUAUGUGUUCACUGCCUUAAUUUCGCGAACGGAGUAUGAAUCAAAGAGCUAUGGGUGGAAUACGCUGUUUGGUACCGACGAUGCAAAUGAAAAGAUCAUAUAUGCCGCCGUUCUCAUUGCCACGAUAGUUGGUGGGCUUCAUGUUGCAUCGUUGAUUGUGGAUAUCUACCUGGCUGUGGUGUUCCGUAAGAUAACUAAAUUGCCACCAGACAUGAACCCGCUGGAGGAUACCUUGACUGCUCGUCCCCAUAUGCGCAUCAGGUCUGAGAUAGCGGAAAAACACCUUAGCCAAAGCACAAUUGGUUCAUCUGAGACGAAUCCAUACAACACUAUCCUGCCAGCUACUCGCACUGUGCCAUUUGCACACACAAGGGCCGAUUCCGGUGUGACUAUCACAGGCAACCAACCCCAGAAGCAAGGUGAUGACCGGUCGUCAUACUACUCUGCUAAGUCGUAUCGUCACUCCCGCUCUGAUCUCCCAAGCCAACAGGUUCGUCAGUAUGAAGAGUCCAGUCGUCCCAAGACGCCCAUUUCCCGCACUACCGUCAGGGGAAGAGGAAAUGGGUCGUCCAGGCCCCAGUCCGCUGUCUUCCACACCCCACCCUCCACUGCACAGUCUCAGGCAUUGUCUGUAGACUAUCAAAACCGUGGGCCAAGUGGUGUAUCUUCCAUGGGAGAUAAUAACUGGGAAGCGUACCCUUCAAAUCCUCCAUCGCCUGAACUCAACGCUCAAGGGGUCUCGCCAUUCAGAGAUCCUGAAGAUGCAAUCUGGGAUGAUAAUUUCGAUGGAGAUGAUGAUCUGAUGCAACGAAGCGGUACCGUUCUCCGACAUCGAGGAGCAUACGCUGCUGUAGAUGAUGACGAUGACGACGAAGAUGAAGCUAUCCUUGAUCCAAACGAAUCAGACAUCAUGUUUGGAUAUCAACAAAGCCAGGGCGAGCGUUACUACUCUAAGGAUAAACCAGAACAGCUCAACCACAACUCCGGCCUGGAGGUGAACCCACUGUCCAUGAAUCCACCAACUCCUCGUCCAUUGGAGCCAGAGGAGGAUAGCAAGGAAGCUGUUAGAAGCGAUGUCCGACGUGAGGUACUUUCCAAUCUUCCAAACCCAUCUGCCACACCUUCCAAAGCUACGCCUGGAAGCAAGUCACGCUCGUACGGGGAGCUCGCAAAGAACACUCCAUCCCCCGGUAGCAACAAGAAACUAUCGUCCCGUUGGAGACGUAAGAGCGGCCGAGUGUCAGCUUACGAGUCUCUCCAAGGAGAGGCCGAUGAUGCUGAUGGCAACUAUGAGUCCACCGGUCGAGGUGAGACUGAUCGCAAAGGACGGGUUGUCAGCAACACAGGUAUCGACCUUGGGCCUGAUCUAGGCUCCGGCUCUCCAGGGUACGGAAAUUAUCUAGCCGGCUUGGGAGUUGGCCGCCGUCGCGAGGUCAGUGGAAAGGUCGCAGAAGAAGGAAGGGGUGGUGCCCUCGUCCAGGAUGAGAGCGAGUCAUCCCCGUCCAAAAGCAAAGGCAGCCAUCAUCAACCUUCAAAAUCGAAGGAAAUUAAAGCUGCGGGUUGGGCACGGUGGAAAGGUUUGUGA
Messenger RNA from Nannizzia gypsea CBS 118893, 2079 nucleotides. RefSeq lists its product as hypothetical. Bases 1 to 2079 code for a protein of 692 amino acids. The record is from RefSeq and is a predicted model, not a curated record. Lineage: Eukaryota; Fungi; Ascomycota; Eurotiomycetes; Onygenales; Arthrodermataceae. The transcript has 3 exons.